Molecule: messenger RNA, 1347 nt
Organism: Brugia pahangi
Lineage: Eukaryota; Metazoa; Nematoda; Chromadorea; Rhabditida; Onchocercidae
Source: the annotation of a GenBank genome assembly
AUGGUGCCAAGCUGUGAUAGUCUCAUUCAAGCAGUUCACAUCAGCAAGAAAAUGGAACAGAAUGCUGAUAUGAUGAAUGAUAGAAAUAAUGAAGGGAAAACAUUUAUCAGCGCCAACACCUGGGAAAUACCCGUAUCAGAAAUGACCAAAAAUAUGGUAAAUCCAAUUCGGCAAAUUUGUGACUCUCUAUUGGUGUCAUCCAAUACGAAAAAACCAUUACUUAAAUUAAACCUUGGAGAUCCGACUAUUUCUGGCGCACUACCUGUAUGUUCAACUGCGAUUCAGGCCAUAAGUGAAGCAUUAAUUAGUCGUAAAUACGAGGGUUAUGCACCUGCCAUUGGAAUUCUGGAAGCUCGAGAGGCGAUAGCCCGACACUUCACACAUCCUGAAGCACCAGUUACCGCGGAUUCGGUUCUGUUAACCAGUGGUUGCUCACAUGCUAUUGAAAUGGCAAUCGAAGCGCUGGCAAAUCCAGGCGACAACAUUCUUGUACCAGCACCUGGCUUUCCCUUAUACUCAACUCUUAUUAAAUCUUCAAAUGUUGAAAGUCGUUAUUAUUACUUCGAUAUAAUGAAUAACUCGCAACUGGAUCUGGCUCAACUGAAAUCUGUGAUUGAUAACAGAACUCGUGCCAUAGUCGUCAAUAACCCUCCAAACCCAACCGGCAUAGUUUUAAGCAAAAAUCAGCUGGAAUCGAUAUUACAAGUCGCUUUUGAAAAACGGAUCCCUAUAAUUGCUGAUGAAGUUUAUGGAACGAUGACCUAUAAUGGAGCUGAAUUUCAUCCAAUAGCAACUCUGAAACCGAAAGUACCGAUACUUACUUGUGAUAGUAUUGCCAAACGGUUUCUUCUACCAGGAUGGCGACUUGGAUGGAUUAUCAUCCACGAUCGGUAUGCAGCACUGCAACCUAUUCGAAAUGGACUAAUAGCAUUAGCUCAAAAAAUUGUAGGUCCUUGCGUGCUAAUUCAAGGUGCACUGCCACGUAUAUUGCACUCAACCAAUGCUAAUUUUUUUCGACAGGUGAACCGCACUAUUCACCGCAAUGCAAGCAUUGUAUUUGAAUGCCUAAGAAAAGUGCCGGGUUUGCAACCUCUUGCUCCUAAUGGGACAAUGUACAUGAUGGUAGCCAUUGACGAGCACAUAUAUGGAAGAGACGAAAUUUUCAUUCGAGACUUACUCGUGGAAGAAAAUAUCAUCUGUCUUCCAGGUUGCGUUUUUCAUUGUGAUGGUUGGUUUCGUUUGGUACUCACCUGCAGCGAGCACGAUACCCGUGAAGCUUGCGCUCGCAUUUCGCAAUUUUGUUUACGGCGUUAUUCACAUAUCUUGGAUCAGGGAAUUGUUACUUGA